This is a messenger RNA of Helianthus annuus (common sunflower), 701 nucleotides long. Its product is annotated as serine/threonine-protein phosphatase 7 long form homolog. The coding region runs from base 29 to 688 and encodes 219 amino acids. NCBI's taxonomy places the organism in Eukaryota, Viridiplantae, Streptophyta, Magnoliopsida, Asterales, Asteraceae. The record is from RefSeq and is a predicted model, not a curated record. The transcript is spliced from 2 exons.
UAGACUCCCCGAUAUAUGUCGGAGUGGUAUGGGAAUUUGGCGGAGUUGUUGCCCUCUGCUAUGCUACUCGGUUGUGGAGCAUCACUAUCCUCAACGAGUGAUGAGACAGUUUGGCAUGUUCCAGUAUAUACCUAACCCAAUUGCCAUAGAUCAUAAUGAGCAUGCCAGACUUCAUUCCAUGAACCGGAGCGGGAAAACCGGCUGGAACUGGUUAAGUCGUCACGCACCGUAUGUUAGUCAGUGGGAGGCACGUCAUCAAAACUUGGUGACCGGGGAACUCAUGACAUCUGUUGGAGUUGCCAAUGAUUACAUGUCGUGGUACAUGGAACAUACGGUGUUAUAUGUAUCUAACCCACAGUUGUCAGCUGGCCCUACGAGCGGUUUUCAAGACGAAGGAGCAAGGGUCCAAAUGAUGUCGGAGACGAUGGGUCUAAUUCACCGAUCUGAAGAUGUGGACGUUAUUCAUGGUGCGGCGUAUCGGGCCCUUGAGAUGUCUAAUGUUCCACAAUACACACAAUAUCCGACUCAUCUGUCACAGGAGCCGGUGGACCUUGUUUCAUAUCCUCGUACACAGAGGGUAGGCAGGCCCCGACGUCGUGCUCGUGGUGGUAGAAACGUUGAAGAGGCCGGGACAUCAAAUUGGGGCCCAAACUUCGAAACAGGGGGGGGGAUCAGGAUCCGGUGGUAACAAAGAUGUAAAU